Messenger RNA from Talaromyces stipitatus ATCC 10500, 1457 nucleotides. RefSeq lists its product as uncharacterized. Lineage: Eukaryota; Fungi; Ascomycota; Eurotiomycetes; Eurotiales; Trichocomaceae. The coding region runs from base 1 to 1239 and encodes 412 amino acids. The record is from RefSeq and is a predicted model, not a curated record. The transcript has a single exon.
AUGUUUCUCACGAAGCAACAUCUUCUGCUUUCCGCCUUCCUUGCAGCUUCGACUGUGCAGGGACACAUGAAGAUGUCUUCUCCUCAACCAUUUGGACAAGACAGCCUGAACAAUUCUCCCCUGGCUGCUGACGGCUCCGAUUUUCCUUGCAAACUACGAGGAGACACCUAUUCCUUUACACCCGCUACGCUUGCCGCUAACACCUACCAUGUGGGCGACUCACCUGAGCUGAGCUUGGUUGGUGGCGCAACUCACGGCGGCGGUUCCUGCCAGAUCAGCUUGACAACCGAUCUAGAGCCUACAAAGAACUCCAAGUGGAUGGUCAUCCAUUCCAUUGAAGGAGGUUGUCCCGUAAACGCAGCUGGCAAUAUCGGAAACGACGCCAACGCCCCUGAUCCCACAAAGUUCCACUUCCCAAUUCCUGAUAUCGCCCCGGGUCGCUAUACUUUGGCUUGGACCUGGUUCAAUCGGAUUGGUAAUCGCGAAAUGUACAUGAACUGUGCUCCUGUUCAGAUCCUUGCAAAGGGGGGUAGCAAGAAGCGAGAGGAGAAAACAUCGAUAUCCAAGCGUGCUGAUUUCCCUCAAAUGUUUGUCGCUAAUAUCAAUGGAUGUACAACUACGGAGGGAGUCGACAUUCGUUUCCCGAAUCCGGGCAGCUCGGUAGAACAACUUGGCCAGGCUUCAAAUCUUCAACCAUCGGGCCAGCCUGCCUGCUCUGGAGGUUCUGGACCCGUUACUGGUGUUGUCCCUGCAUCUCAGCCUACUGGCAGCACCUCUGCUGGCGGUUCGUCUGGCAGCUCUUCUAGUGCAUCUGGCGGUGCGUCUGGUGGUUCCUCUGGUUCGGCUGGUGCUGCUGGCAGCGGCUCCACAGAAGGAGCUCCAACUACCUUCGCUACCGCCGCUCAACCAACUACCGCGACCGCUCCGGAAAAUACCGUGCAGCCAGUUGCUUCCCCACCAGCAGAACCUUCCGCAAACCCAGGUGCUGGCGCCGGUACUGGUGCUAGUGGCGGUGCUACUUCUGGUGGUCUCACUGGCGCAUGUUCAUCCGAAGGUAUGUGGAAUUGUAUCGGCGGUAAAUCCUACCAACGCUGCGCGAGUGGUGCCUGGUCAGCUGUUCAACCUAUCGCUGCUGGAACCACAUGUCAGUCUGGACAGUCUGCCACGCUCAACAUUGUUGCAAAGCGAGAGUAUGGUGGCCACAUACACAACCGACGACAUCUUCUUAGUACGGCUUGAUAUUGAGUUGUAGCAGCUGGACUGCAAGUCAUUGACGCGUCUUUUCUCUUCUUUUGCCCUGGAGGUUCUUUAACUUGGUUCAUGAUUUUUAAACGGCCGUGCAUGUACAUGAGAAACGAAAAAUGAACAUGGGAAACAUUCUUCAAUCAUUAUAUUAUUAUUAUUCUGACUGUCUUGCACAAGUCAUAUAAAGAAUCCACCAUUGUUUUUGAGUCGUC